This is a messenger RNA of Girardinichthys multiradiatus, 10069 nucleotides long. It is a transcript of the gene nfic, whose product is annotated as nuclear factor I/C. The coding region runs from base 128 to 1735 and encodes 535 amino acids. The record is from RefSeq and is a predicted model, not a curated record. The transcript has 14 exons. Gene Ontology annotation, molecular function: DNA-binding transcription factor activity, RNA polymerase II-specific; RNA polymerase II cis-regulatory region sequence-specific DNA binding. NCBI's taxonomy places the organism in Eukaryota, Metazoa, Chordata, Actinopteri, Cyprinodontiformes, Goodeidae. Gene Ontology annotation, biological process: regulation of transcription by RNA polymerase II. Gene Ontology annotation, cellular component: nucleus.
GCAGGCUGGAAGAGGAGGAGGAGGAGUUGGAGGAGGAAGCAGCCUGACGCGGACCGUUUGUGGACCGGAGCACCGCGGAUUUCCUCCAGCUGGCAGACAGGGGCAUAAUGAUGGGAAUAACUGUGGAAUGAUAAGGACCGUUAGCCCAGGAUGGGCAGGCGAUGAGAUCAGCUUUAACUUCAUCCGGUGGUGGUCCAGCUUGGAAAUGGAUGAGUUCCAUCCAUUCAUUGAGGCUCUGCUGCCCCAGGUUCGUGCCUUCGCUUACACAUGGUUCAACCUUCAGGCCAGAAAGAGGAAGUACUUCAAAAAACAUGAGAAGAGGAUGACUAAAGAAGAAGAGAGAGCUGUUAAAGAUGAAUUACUUGGAGAAAAAGCAGAGGUGAAACAAAAGUGGGCUAGCCGUCUUUUGGCGAAACUAAGAAAAGACAUCAGACCUGAAUGCAGAGAGGACUUUGUCUUGUCAAUCACUGGAAAGAAGGCUGCGUGUUGUGUCUUGUCAAAUCCUGACCAGAAAGGCAAAAUGAGACGAAUAGACUGUCUUCGACAAGCUGACAAGGUGUGGAGGUUGGACUUGGUGAUGGUUAUCCUCUUUAAAGGAAUCCCUCUAGAAAGCACAGAUGGAGAACGUCUGGUUAAGGGAGGCCAGUGCUCCAAUCCUGUACUCUGUGUCCAACCACGACACAUCUCUGUCUCUGUGAAAGAGCUUGACCUCUACCUUGCUUUCUAUGUGCAGGAGAAAGAGGCAGACCGGAGCAGCAGUCCCAGUCAUACAGGAGUGGGUUCUGAUCAGGAAGACAGUCGGACACCCACUAUAGAUGGCCCAGAGUUCCAGGAAAGUUUUGUGACUUCAGGAGUUUUCAGUGUUCCUGAGUUGGUCCAGGUCUCAAGAACUCCAGUAGUUACAGGAGUGGGACCUGGUUUCUCUAUUGGGGAUCUUCAAGGUCAUCUGGCCUACGACCUCAACCAGUCAAUCAACCAACCAGUCAGUCUGCGACGAUCACUGGCCAGCACGUCCUCCAGCGGGAGUAAACGUCUUAAGUCUGCCUCCAUUGAAGAGGAUGCUGACAGUCCAGGUGCGGAGUAUUACCACUCACCUGCAUCUCCUGCAAGCAACUCCAGGAACUGGAACGAUGACUUGGAAGGAGGUUUGUCUCCCCCAGUGAAGAAGGGAGAGAUCGACAGCCCCUCUCCACAGGAGGGCUCACCAAGAAUGGGAUCCUUCACUCAGCACCACCGUCCGGUUAUAGCCGUGCACAGUGGUCUCGCUCGGUGUCCUCAUCCCUCCUCAUCUAUUCACUUUCCUUCUUCUUCUUACUUCGCCCAUGGAGCAAUCCGCUACCCUCCUCACCUGGCCCAGGACCCCCUGAAGGAUCUAGUCUCAUUGGCCUGUGACCCUGCAAAUCAGUCCUCCAACUCUCUGAAUGGCAGCGCUCAGGUUAAAGUGCCCAGCCAUUACAUCUCCUCUCAGAUUUUAGCGCCCCCUGGACCAGCAUCAUCCCUCUCCAGACCAGCAGUUCCCACAGAGUCAAAAGCUUCUACCUCCUCCUCUGAUGGGGGGCCAAAUUCCCCUACAUCACCCACAUACUCUGCUCCUGGGACGCCCCCGGCCAGUCGAUCUUCCUUUGUGGCAGUCAACCCUCGAGACCCAGGGGGAUUGUACCAAGCCCAGAGGCUUCAAAACAACUGGAUGGAUCAGUUAAAAGUCUUGGUAUCUGGGCAACUAAGUGAACUUUGACAGAAAGCUCAUCAUCCUGACAACGCACUCCUGGAAUAAAGGAAACCGUCCCGUCAAGACAUUAUCAGAGGAAAAAUAUAUUCAGUUUUAUAGAAACACAACACUUGAUCACAUACAUACAUAAAUAUAAAUGAUUAUGUAUUCAUGUAUGUUUAUCGCAGGAGAGGACCACACGGAUGGAAGGUGGAUGCUGCUCAACCAUUUAAAGCCCCCUAAAUGAACUCUGCUUUAUAAUACUACAUAGUUGUCACAAGUGACAGCUUCUGGGAUUUUCACAUUAAGGCUGUGGCUUAGUGCAGAGGUCUGAUUGGUAAACUAAGAAAAGAACUACACAUCAACUCUGCAGUUCCUGAGAAGCUUGCAACCCCUGUUGUCCCAGGAUAUAUGCCAGUCUUUACUCCAAGCUGUCCACUAUAAGUCCUGUUAGAGGCGUAUACAUCCCAUCUUCAACAACCCAAAUCUUUCCCCUCAUCAAAGCAGGUGCUGCUUUUAAUAUAUGCAAGCAAGCCUCCAGUAGUUCCCAGACUGACUAGAAUGUUUCUAUCUAUGUUUGUUUGCACUUUUUAGCCACUUUUGAGAUGAGCUGAAACAGCAUAUUUUGCUCUUUGUUCCCAUCCACCCAAAGACACAAGCUUUGUCCUUUUUGACAAUCAUCAAGCUCAAACUUUUAAGUUGCUUUUCUGAAUGUUUGUUGUGCUUUUGAGCAAAAAACAAGUAAUGAAAUGGGAUUAUUAGUCUUGCCCAUCACAAGCACUUUUAGACAUUGACAGAAAAAUACCUCAAAAAAUCUACUUGUUUGAUGUCUAUUGUUUGUAAAAUCUCUUCUUCAUGGAGACACCAGUUCCUGCUCAUGAAUCAGAAUCUGUUGAGAUACAGCCAUAUUUCUGGACAACAGUAAGGAUUAGUGUGUAGUAACCAAUGCUCAUUAGUGUAACGUCCUACGGAUGCAUAUCUGUGUGUGUUUGUUUGUUCACUUCCCUGCAUUUUCCCCACUUUAUUCUGAGGAGAUGUUAUGUCCAUUUGUUUGUUUUGGAGCAGAAAGCCAACAAUGCACUAAGGUCAUAUUGACUUCCCUUUUUGAGAAAGAUUUGAUAUUGUAGGGUGUGGUCAAGCCAGCCUUUGUGCAGUAAAGUGUUCAUGUUGUUGUGCAGGAGCUCUGCAUACUGGCCUAAAGAGAGAGCAGGACGGUGUUUCUCUGAGUUCUAGAAACAGUGGUAGGCUCUGACAGGUUCUGUAGUGUAUGGGACAACCUUAAUUCUCUGUACACUGCAUCUAGACCUGCUGGAGCAUAGGCUGAGAUCCAGGCCAAGGAUGACAUGGAUGAACAGAAGAAAGAGUCAGCAGUAGUGUGAGGGGACAAGCCAGGACCAGAAUUUAAAGGCAGAUGUUGUUUUGUAUGAUGGUAACUGUGUGGGCUCAGCUGUAAAACUUUGCUUUAACCAUUUAUUUAUUAUUAUUUAAGUCAGGCUGUAUAGAACAGAUCAAAUAUGAUCAGAAUUUAAUUUCAUCCAGAUAAUAAUCCCAGACUGUCUCUAUGUAAAGGAGACUCAAAUCCACUUUCUUUUAACAAAAUUGAACCAAAGCAAUAGUUUCACAUUUCUAAGUACAAUUUGUAUAUGCAACACUCUGACCUUUUAAUACAUGAGUCAUAAUCACACUGGUUCAUUUGUUGCUCUGGAUGCAGAAGCACUAAGCAUAAGUGAACAAAGAAAUGCCUAUUCAGGACAGAUGAUACAUGAGCAGAAAAAAGUGAAUCAGCAUCAGUACAGAAUGCCUGUAGCAACAACAAUCACCAUUUGUGAUUAAAAAGUUUGUAAAAUGAAUGAACGCAAAACCCAACAGUUAUGUAGCCUUUAUAACAAUGUGUCAAUUAGGAAAGAUGUGUCAGUUUAAUGGACUGAUAAGAGACGGCUCAAAUCAAGGAAAGAUGGGUGAAAAAGGCUAGAAGCUGAAGCAUGCUGUCUGUCAGAAAUCUCCAGUUUCUGAUCAAACACAUUGUUCUAGAAAAACUAAAAAGCACAUCAAACUUUACAUCUAAGAGUUUGUUGAAUUAAAUUUUAGCCCACUGACAUUAAACCUCCCUAAUCAUAAAGGCCUCCUUUAACUUCAGGCUUGUUAUUGAAUGUUUUGUUCUUCAUGUGUAUCAAAUAGAAUGUGCUGCAGUUCAUGGUCUGAAGACCAAGCAUCAUGUAACUUGUGUUGUCCAAAAGUACGUAGCACUGAAUUAGAACAUUUGCCAAAGCAGAGAGAUAGUAGCGUCGUCUGCAGUGCACCUUCUAUUCUUGGCCGUUCUAUGCUCUCUGAUGCAACAGUUUUAUUUUCCACAUUUUACCUUAAACAAACUAACUGUUUUGUGGCAAGAGUGUGCUUUAUCUGGUUGUAGCUGUUGUUUAAUAUUUUCAUUUAGCAGAAGAGGUGCAGCUCAUUUUACCCCAUCACUUUUUGUAUGAGCUGCUUAAACUGGGUUUUUUUUUGUCCAAACCUUGCAUGUUUUCAUGCAUGCCAUUUUUUACCUGCUUUGACAGCCUACAUUUAAAAAUAUUUUUAUUUAAUAGGGGUGUCCAACACCUCAAGUAGUUUGUGUCCUGCAUGUUUUAGAUGUUACACCAAUGAAUUAAAUGCAUUGUUCAUUAGUGGGUCUCUGCAGAGUUGGGUUAUACACUGAGGAAGUGAUUCAGCCAUUCAUUAAGCUGUGUUAGAGCAAGGACACGCCUAAAGCAUGCAGGACAACAGUUUUCCAACAGUAGAGUUGGACAUCUAUGUCUUAAAAUACACUCAAUGUCUAUUACAGGGGUGUCCAAAUUGUGGCCCACAGACCAUAUGCAGUUGAUGUGUAUUUAAUACAGAACAUUUUUAGAGAAGCAAAGCCUUUCAAAGCAAAUGCAGACUAUUUAAAUUUUUUAAAUAGAAAAAUUUGAUAAACCACAAAGUAUUCGUCUUUUAUUAACCGUGAUUUUGCUUUCUUUUAAUAGCAGAGUUGGGUGCACCCAUUAAACUUGUCUAAAUACAGCAAGGGUUGUCAAUGAAAGAGUGGCCCAUAUCCAGGUCUUGUAGCUGAGAAAAUAGAAAAGAUUUGGCCCAAACCCAAAAAAUCUAGAAUAUUGUAUCCUUUCCUUCAAUAAGGCAAACAGGAGGAAACCCUUUAAUGUGUGGGAUAUUCAGUGAUUAACAUAUACCUUUUCUAGAAAAGUCAGACUAGUCUGUUAAUUUUAUUUAAAUAUUGAGUGUUUUGUUUAUUGUUGUACAGGUAAAAUAAAAAAAAUAUACAGUUAAAAUAUGAGAAUAUGAUUUUGCGAAGGAGUGAAUUGACCCAGAGCCGAAAUAUUUUGAGUUAGGCUAAACAUUUCAGAUGUCGUGUACCUAUUAAAUAUCAUUUGCACUUUAUGCAUGUUGGCAGCAUUGCACAACCUGAUCCAGAUCUACCCAGAAACGGUUCUUUGCCCUAUAUGCUCUGUUUGCAGUUUUUCUUGAUGUUCUAUGUACAUGGGGAAACUGAGAUAAAAUUGCAGCUGUUAUUUUAAUGUAAAAAAUGGGGAUACAGUAGUUUUGUUAUAUUUCCCAGCUCUUGUCUCAAACUUUAGCAAGCAGCAAUAAAACUGAGUUUUCUGUAGAGCUUUGCUUUUACUAAUAUAAGUGUUUGAAGCAACUGUUUGCAGAUGCAGGACAGAAUCCACCACUUAUCUCUUUGCAUGUCAAUGUCCCCAUAUAAUUAUGUACCUUGUUAGGCCCUACAGUGAGCUUGUUUUGCCUGAGUCCUACAGACUUGUUAAUGUGGUGAAAACCAGGAGUGAAAAGAGAAAAUACUUCUAAUUUAGUCUGACAAAUAUUAUCCCCUCCGCUCUCAUGUUUGGACAUUCUACCAACUUCAUGCUCAGGAGCUGUGAAAGAAAGGCAACUCUACCCACAGAGGUGUCACUUCCUUUUCCUUCAGGGGGUUUCAAGUCAUGAUCAUGUCUACAAGACGUCAUGCUUGCUGUUCAAACUGCUAACAAAUUUCCUGAUUAAAGGUUUAGUUGACCAGCUAGGAGCUGUGUCCCGCAUGGUGCUGCCAUUGUUGCUGUGCAAGCCAGAGGAAUGCAUGACGUUGCCUAAUAAGUACCAACUUCUAUCCCGCUUUUUCCUUCCUCAUCCUUUCUCCUUUGCAUUGCAUUGAGGAGCAACUGGUGGAGGGGCUCUCUGUGUCUUUCUAUUUUUACAACAGCACUGCUCUUUUGCACGAUAGUUCAUAAAACAUAUUGUGUGCCUUGCCUGUAGUUAGAAAGCAGUGAAACUUUAAGUCAAUCUAAUCAUACUUUGUAUAAUGCAGCAGGCAGCACUUACAAAGGUGCAUAUGUGAAUUCUUGUCAUUUUAGGUUGACCAGUUUUCAGUUUCCAUAUUUAGGUUUGGACUGCAAGAGCUGGGAGGAUUUAGUGACCGAAGUGAUUGUAUGAAUGUUUCUGUAUGUUUCACUAAGGUGGGGAGAAGGGUUUGAUUUAAAUGAAAGGCUGUUCCAGAUGCUAUUACCAUAUGAUUCCUGCAGAUUUGAAUUCUGCUUUCUGAGGCUUCAGCGCUGACUGGUCAUAAUUUCUGUCUUCAUAUCCAGUUAGUCAUACUGUGUUAGACCAGGGAACAUGUUUCUCAGUGGUGUGAACUUGUAUUAUUAGAAUUCCAGCCAAGUGACCAAGGCAUGGGAUGAAAGCAUUUCAAUCACUCUAUUGAAUUUUUGUUUUAGGAGCAUAUGGAGUUAACCGAUGUGAAGGAAAUAACUCCCCAGGAUUUCCCCAAUACAUCUGACACUUUAGUGGAGGUUAUUUGAACUCCAGCUAAAACUGGAUCCACAAAUAUAUGUCUAAAACUAGCAUAGAGCGAGCACUGCAAUUUAGAAACGCAAUUUACACCACUGAAACUACUCAUAUAUCUCAGCAAUGAACUGAUAACUGUUAACUAUGCAGUUAUACUUUGUUAUGUAGACCCUCCAUCUGCACUGAUGAAGAUUGUCUCACCAUACAUUACACAGAAACAGUUUGACACCCGCUGUAGGCUGCAAACCUUUGCACCUCUAUGAUGGAACACCAGAAUACUGUCAUGUAACUAAAUAUGAAGAAACGUUGCAAAACAUUUAACACCGUUACAUGUUGAACUCUUUGUUUCAGGUUUUAUUUGAAUUGACGUUAUUACCCUUCCUGUUUGGCUUCAUGGUUGUAAACACAUCAGAAUGUAUAUAACAUUUACAGUAUUGUGAAAUGGAUAGAAUGUUUAAGUGUCUUGUAUUCAUGUAUUUAGGUGUGUGUCUCAGCACACAGUGGGUGACCCAUGAAAUGGGGAGAAUAGUGACAGUGGUAGAGUAUAGCUGUAUAAGAGAUGAGGAGGAAGUGUUACAGAUGUGGUCUUAGAGAAAGAGUUUGGUUCUGAUUAAAUGCUGUCUGAAUAAUUUAUAAAUUAUUCAUGGGGUAUAUUUACCAAAAUAAAGACUGAUUAAAUGUUUGGAUAUACAUAUAGUCAGAGGAAGGGGGUCAGGCAGACUUCUGCUUCAUUUCUGUCAUAAUUACAAAACUGUAAAUGGUUAACUAAUAAUAGCUAAUCCAAAGAUGGAACCUUACGCUAGAAUUAUUAACAAAAUAAGAAUAUUGAUACUAGGCAGAUUGAAAAAUAAGAUACCCUUUUGUUGUAUGACUCAAUAAAUGAAGUAUGUUUUUAACUGAGCUCAAAAUGUGUGUGAAAUAACUUACGCAUGAUAAUCCUGUUGUAAAAAUCAUUGUUUUCAUAAGCAAUCUAACAAGCCAACAGCAACUCAAAAAAAUCUAGUAAAAAUCAUCUCAACAUGCAGUGCCUAUGAGUUUAUUUACAACAUCCGUACACUCAUUUCUAUCUUCUGCUUCUCAGUUCAGUACAAUAUGCAAUCACCCAGUGCAGGUCUGAAGGUGACAAGCCAUAAAACUACCCAAAGAGACUGACUGACACUGAGUGGCUUACUGGUUUUUCCUUUUGCUCUGGAUUAUACCCAGGGACUAAAGUUGCUGGAUUGAAAAACUUCAUAAGAGAAGGCAAGACAAUAAUUUAAAGCAGCUUCUUCAUUUAUGGCUAUUUCUUUUUAUUGACCCAUGUAAAGCCGUACUCUGAAUGACAUACUGCCAUGGAAGCAGCAUUUGUUGAUUAAUUUAGCCUGAAAAAGGUCAGAUUUAAAGUAAGGACAUUACCCUGUUUUAUUGAGAGGACAUAUUUAAAUCUUACAGCUCAGUGUAAUGUCUUACGUCUACAGGAGCCUCCUUUGCUUUCAGCGCCAGCUGGGUCUGAGCACAACAAAGAUUCUGUGUUCUGAUGGAUAUCUGUGGAAUCAGGAAUCACUGUGGUAUACGCUCACAAAAUGUGGAUGCAAGCCACUAACAAACUUGUGCUCAAUAACUUACAUAGCUAUAUAAUCCUUUCUGCAGUUAGUGAAAACAGUUCUUAAUAAAUAGCAAUCAGAGCAAGGCUGAGUAUGUCCUUGUUACACACAUUAGACUGUGAGCCUUACCCACCUCUGAGGGGAUGGGGGGUCAUGUCUCAGUCACUCUGAUUUAAUGCUGUUGCUUACAGAGGCUGCAUGAAUCAUGUUGUUCUUCCAAAACAGACAACACCGAUUUGCUGAUUAGUUCGCUGUUUGGAAGCUGAUUAGAAAGUAGUCAGGUUGUCUAAUAAAUCUUAUUCAGUUCAUUGUGUCUUUGUAGUGUGUGAGCUGAGCGGCUAAGGUGGUUCAAACGAUGGCAGUGAGCUCUGAUUGCUGCUUUAGGGAAACAUGUUUGAUCAUUUCUUUCGAUAUGUUGAGAAGAAAUGUUUUUUUUUUUUUUUAUCAAAGAUUUAGACCAUUUACAACAUUAUUAGAGGGCACAAAAGAAGCAUUGGUGAAAAUUAAUAAAGAAACACAUGUACUGCAAAACAAAGAUUUCUUUAGGCUUUGAUCAACAAGUGUUAAAUAUUUAUUCACACUGUGUUCUCUAAUUUUUAGUUAUCACUUUUGAUAUACUGACUUAACUAUUUCACCUUUUCUGGGUGAUGAAAAAAGUCAGGAGUUCAUGUGAGAAAAUGUGGCCAGGAAGGAAACUUCCUUUAUGUGAUGGAGUCAUGUAUAGAAUUUACUGUAUGCUAUGUCAAGCUUCUGUAGAAGGGAUUCUUGUUCUGUUCUUGCAUACUGCGGCUAAAACCAGAUCCUUUUUGGAUCACUGCUUUAUUUUGAACUUUUACAUGAACUAUCCAUCUUAAUUUUGUGCUUAACAAAACCUCCAGCCACAGUUUGGACAUAAGUUUUAAUUUGGUUGAUGUCUGUAUGCAUUACUUAAAUUUAAAUUUCAGCUGUCGGUUUUGUUCUUCAUUGUCACUGAAAUCCUGCUUUCAUACAGACAUGGAGCAGAUGUUCAAAAUAAGCCUGCAGAUCUGCAGGUUUUCCUGGAAUUAGGGUGCCAGUCUGCUGGUUAAUAGCUGUUCUGCUCUUUACUCUGUUUUCGGUUGACACUUUGUAAAGAAUGUGACACUUUCUUGUCAAAGAUCACUUUGCUGGAUUUUUUUUUAACCUAAUUAUUCUGAUACAGAACAGACUGCUUUGCUCGUUUCCAGAUACAUAUAUAUAUAUAAAAGUAAAUCCCUUUUCACAAAGUGUUGGGCAUGUAAAGACUUCAUAUUGAAUUGCAUGUUUAUCCUGCCAUGCCCUUUCAAAACAGGUCUUAAGAUGUGAAGAAAAUAAAAACAAACAAUAGAAUGUGAGAUUUUUCACUUGUUGGUACAUCUCAGAGCUAAUGGUCAUUCCUCCUUGUUACACUUUGAGCGUUUUCUAAAAACGGCUUGUACCCGAACUUUCUCUGAACUUUCUGUUUUAACAUCCCAGCUGCAAUCUAGGGUUACUCUCAUUAACCGUCCGAUUGCAGUGGUGUAACACAACCAAUCACAAACAAUGCUGUGUAUGUCCAUUUGUGUUGGGAAGUGCAGGACUGCUGAGGUCAGCUUUGAACUAGAUUUUGACUGUGGAAAGGGCUACUGCUUUAGACUAGAGCAUUUUCAAUAACACAUGUGACAGCUUUAUUGUUAUGUUUGCAUGUUAAAACAAAUAUCAAACUUUUUAACAUGAAGUAACAUUUUUGGACGGUAUGUGAAAGUUUCUGUUCAUUUUUGAAUGUCUAUGUUUUGACAACUUUUCUUGGGCAUGUGCAUCUUUCAUUGUUAUUCAUCUGCUUUGGCGGAAACCAACACAUUGGAUAAUGUGUCUUUAAUAUUUUCAUAUUUACCAUUCUUAUCAGAUUUUAGAUUUUAGUCAUUACUGGAACUGAGUAUGUUUUCCUAUGCAAAAUGUACCAUUAAUAAACAAACUAUACUGAUACCUAGAA